Molecule: messenger RNA, 690 nt
Organism: Colletotrichum truncatum
Lineage: Eukaryota; Fungi; Ascomycota; Sordariomycetes; Glomerellales; Glomerellaceae
Source: RefSeq, a predicted model, not a curated record
AUGUCGCACCAACCGUUGACCGACGACCAAGUCGGUCAAGAGCUCCGCAAGAUGACUGCCUUCAUCAAGCAGGAGGCGAUGGAAAAGGCCCGCGAGAUCGAGAUCAAGGCCAACGAGGAAUUCGCAAUCGAAAAGUCCAAGCUCGUCCGCCAGGAGACGGACGCCAUCGAUACCCAAUACGAGAAGAAGUUUAAGCAGGCACAAAUGUCGCUCCAGAUCACCCGCUCCACCGUGACCAACAAGACCCGGCUCAAGGUUCUCGGCGCCCGCCAGGAGCUGCUGGACGACAUCUUCGAGGAGGCCCGCAAGAAGCUCACCAACGGCACCAAGGAUAAGGGCAAGUACCAGACAAUUCUCAAGAACCUUGUUCUCGAGGGCCUCUACGCCCUCAACGAGCCUGAGGUUCAGGUCCGCGCGCGGAAAGCCGACUUCGACGCUGUUAAGAAGGCUAUUGAAGACGCAACUAAGGAGUACAAGAAGACGACUGGAAAGGACAGCACGGCCAAGGUUGAUGAGGCGAACCCCUUGCCUGCGGAGAGUGCCGGUGGUAUCUUUAUCCUCGGCGGGAACGGAAAGAUUGAGAUCAACAACACAUUUGAGGAGCGCCUAAACCUCCUUCAGGAUACCGGUCUGCCGGCCGUGCGAGAGACUCUGUUUGGAAAGAACCCCAACCGCAGAUUCACCGACUAA